Messenger RNA from Symbiodinium natans, 1252 nucleotides. Lineage: Eukaryota; Dinophyceae; Suessiales; Symbiodiniaceae. The record is from the annotation of a GenBank genome assembly.
GCUACAGAAAUGCUUGGAGGCCUUUGAGCCCGAGAUGAUGAAGCUGGAGUCGGUGAAGAGUUCCCCGCCGGUGUCCUACAAGCUGCUGAAGCUGGAAGCUUUGCUCCGGGAGGAGCCUCGGAAGAGUGGAAAAGGCAUUGUUUUCGUGGAGCAGGUGGCGCUCACGGUGCCCCUGGCCAUGGCGCUGUGCCGCGGCCUGGGGGCGAACAUCGCGGAGGCAAUGUAUGGCCAGAUGACCAAGCAGGAUACCGACCGCACCAUGCGGAAGCUGAGGGAAGGGCAGAUCAAGGUGGUGGUUUCCACAAACGCCUUGGAAGAAGGCAUUGACGUGUGCGACUGCAACUGGGUCGUUCGCUAUGACCGAUUUGCAACAACGAAAGCCCACAUCCAGGGGAGUGGCCGUGCGAGAAGCCAAGCCGCCGAGAUCAUCUACUUCGAGAAUGACCCCGAGGAGGAGGCAAGCAAGGCGGAAGUCAUGGCGGGCGUGGCGAAGGAUGACAGCCUUGCGCUCAGCGCCACGGAGCGACAACGUUUGCAACGCACGAAGCAGACCGUGCAGGGCGUCUACCCCUUUGAUGACGGGCAAGGGCAGCGCAUCGACUUCUUCAACUGCUCCCGCAUCGUGACGGAGUGGUGCCAGCAAGUGUUGAAGGAGGAGUUUCGGCAAGAGGGCUUGUUUCCCACCUACGGUGGAGACCCUGGCGCCCGGCCACAAGUGCGACUGCCGACUCCCGAAGGCUUCGAGGUGAUCACUCCAGAGGCUGUCGACACUCACUGGAAUGGAGUCAGUCUCCAGGAUGUCAUCGACAAGGAUCGGCUGGAGGCCUUGACCAAGGCCGAUCGGGCCAAGAGGCGGGCGCUCUUCGUGGCGGCGCGAUUCCUGCGGGAGAAGCAGUAUCUGGAUGACCGGAACAUGGCCAACACCAAGGCCUUGGAGCUUGCCAGAGCGCAAUGCUGCGAGGGGCCACCUGCCAAGAAGCUUCGCUUCACUGGAUCUUUCGAUCGGCGCGUUGAGCCCAAAGCAGGAAACUACAAGGGCGCCUUGCAGGAGUUUCUUCAUCAGCUGUCGCCGAAUUCGCGGCCCCAGGACUUGGCGACCUACAAGGGUGUGAUGGAGGACUCCGGCUGGAGAGUCACGCUCGAGGUGACAACCCCGCCCGAGCUCGCGACAAGCGACUUCUUCUCCACCAAGAAAGCAGCGGAGCAGGAUGCCGCCAGGAGAGUCUUGGAGAGGCUUCAGCGAAAGCAGUGA